Messenger RNA from Syngnathus acus (greater pipefish), 2677 nucleotides. It is a transcript of the gene ptbp2b, whose product is annotated as polypyrimidine tract binding protein 2b. The transcript is spliced from 17 exons. The record is from RefSeq and is a predicted model, not a curated record. Gene Ontology annotation, molecular function: mRNA binding. Gene Ontology annotation, biological process: mRNA processing; regulation of RNA splicing. Bases 84 to 1652 code for a protein of 522 amino acids. NCBI's taxonomy places the organism in Eukaryota, Metazoa, Chordata, Actinopteri, Syngnathiformes, Syngnathidae. Gene Ontology annotation, cellular component: nucleus.
GAUUAGACGACGCCCAUUUUGCUUCCACUGAUUCGGGCGUUGUGUUUGACGUACGUUCCCGCAGAAGAGGACAAAGAGCUGCAAUGGACGGUGAUGUUGCAGUUGGUGUGAAGAGAGGCUCAGAUGAGCUCAGUAUGUACGCUAGCAACCCUAGCUCUAUGGCAGCAAAUGGCAGUGACACUAAGAAACAGCGUCUGGAUGAGUCUCCUCCAUCGAGAGUUCUUCACAUUAGAAAACUUCCCAAUGAAGUAUCCGAGACAGAAGUCAUUGCACUGGGUCUUCCCUUUGGAAAAGUGACCAAUAUACUGAUGCUAAAGGGCAAAAACCAGGCAUUUUUGGAGCUCAGUACAGCAGAAGCUGCCAUUACAAUGGUGAACUACUAUGCAGCUGUUACACCACAGGUCAGAAACAGUCCUGUUUUCAUCCAGUACUCUAACCAUAAGGAACUAAAAACAGAUUCUGCGCUAAACCAGAGAGCCCAGGCAGUGCUGCAAGCAGUCUCAGCAGUUCAAGAUGGAAGUUCUCCAUCAUCUGACCAUGGAGUUCUGGACCUUGCUCCACCUCCCAGUCCUGUUCUGCGUAUUAUAAUAGACAACAUGUUUUAUCCCGUGACUCUCGAUGUUUUACAACAGAUAUUCAGUAAGUUUGGGACUGUGAUGAAGAUAAUUACCUUCACCAAGAACAACCAAUUUCAAGCACUCCUGCAGUUCAGUGAUCCUGUCAAUGCCCAGCAGGCUAAACUGUCUCUUGAUGGACAGAAUAUCUAUAAUUCAUGCUGUACUUUGAGGAUCGAUUUCAGUAAACUGGUCAAUCUGAACGUCAAAUACAACAAUGAUAAGAGUCGAGAUUACACCCGACCAGAUCUACCUACUGGAGAUGGAGAUUCAAACAAGGAUCAUUCUUUAUUGGGUACACCAUCUGGAGCGCUAGCGUCGUACUCAAGUGGGGCGGGUUACUCAUCCUCUCUCUCCCUCUCGCAGGGUGCAGGAGCCAUUAGCCCUCUGAGCGCUGCGGCAGCUGCGGCAGCCGCUGCAGGACGAGUUGCUCUGUCCGGGUCUGGAGUUUCAGGAGUUCUAUUAGCAUCCAACCUGAAUGAAGAGAUGGUCACGCCUCAAAGUCUCUUUACCCUCUUCGGUGUCUAUGGUGAUGUGCAGCGGGUGAAGAUCCUCUACAAUAAAAAGGACAGUGCACUUAUACAGUUAUCAGAUGGCAACCAGGCUCAACUGGCUAUGAGCCACCUGAAUGGUCAGAAGGUAUUUGGUAAAGUGAUGCGAGUGACUCUGUCCAAACAUCAAACUGUUGCUCUGCCCAGAGAAGGCCUGGAUGACCAGCUGCUUACCAAAGAUUUUUCUGGAUCGCCACUACAUCGCUUCAAGAAACCAGGAUCCAAAAACUUUCAGAACAUCUUUCCUCCUUCUGCAACACUACAUCUCUCCAACAUCCGGGACGGCAUCGGAGAGGACGACCUGCGUCUCUUAUUCUCCAAUGGCGGGGGGACGGUCAAGGCCUUCAAGUUCUUCCAGGACCGUAAGAUGGCCUUGAUCCAGAUGUCGUCAGUAGAAGAGGCCAUACAGACGCUGAUGGAUCUUCAUAAUUAUGACAUGGGCGGCAAUCACCACCUCAAAGUUUCCUUCUCAAAGUCUACCAUCUAAACUUGAGAGCCGACUUGAAAGUCCCGUGCCGAACAAGGAGGUCGCUGUCAUUGUACAUUAUCAAAUCCACACAAAGAGCGUCAAAUUUAAGAUUUCUUCCGUUUUUUUGACCAGUAGAAGGCCAGAAUGUUGUUAACAUUAUUAAAAGUCAAUACUAGUGAUGUUGUGCCUGCCUUGCUAGUGCCGUGCUCCUUCCUAAAGUGUGAUCCAACAUCACAACAGUUUGAGCCAGGCCUGCAGUCUGAGUAGACGCCAUGCCCUCUAUCCUCCUUUUUUUGGGCUUUGAGUCACUUGUCAGUAAACUGUAUGAUGGACAUGUAUGUCAUGUUAUAACUUGAACCUCUCAGCCCCCAAGUGAUUCUUUAGACACAGUGCUCAACGUUUAGCCAGGUCGGCAUUGAAAAUGACUUGGCGUUUUAAAGUCUUUCGAGCAGGCAGGGCUUGCUGUUAAUCUCGUGAACAACCACAAAUGAAACAAAAGGGGAAUACAGUACAUGGGAGUUACGUGUAUUACAUGAAUGAAGUUGACAUAGUCAACUGUAAUGUUUUGUUCAAGUCUUUUUGUAAAACUCUUCUGGAUGAGGUUUCAUCACGUGUUCAUGGUCUUGGUCUCUGGUUUUAGAGGAGACUGUUUAGAUCGAAGUACAUGUGCCUUUAGUUCGUUUGGAUCUAACACUUUUCUUGACAAUUUCAACAGAUUAGUUUAGCAUUAGUAUUUCCCCAUGCAUUACUUAGUUUUUACAUUCUGUUUUUUUUUUUAAAUGACCAACCAUUUGUGUUGCAGCUGAGGUCAGCUUUUUUUUGUCAUUUUUUCUAAUUGUAGCUCAUCUAUUUCUGUUGUGCGCAUCAAAGUUUUAUUUUAGGGAAUCCUACCAUUUUAUACUUAUAAUUUGUGAAAAAAAUCUGAUUAGCCCAUUUAUUUUGUCCUAUCAAUAAUUGAAUUUAAAUUGUGUUGUAUGUGUUUUCAGAUCAGGAUGUCUAUCCUCUCUGUCUUGGCUGUCAAUAAACUUAUCUUUGCUCUCCUU